UGGCGUCUGCUCAUCAUGUUCAUUGGUGGUGAGGGUCGUGCCGUAUAACCCCUCCAGUUCCACGACCUGCCAUCUGAAGACCCCUCUCCCGACGUCCUCUCGGAACCCGGCCCAAGGUGGACAAGGUUACGUCUUCUGACCGCCGCCGCACCCUGGUGCUGGCUGGGCCCCAUCCUCUCCUCCGCCUUCCUCUCCCCCAGGCCUAGGUCGACUCCAGUCCACCGUCGUCACCCCGUGCCCUAUGACUUCGCCCAGAACCGUAGAUGGGCCUUCUACCCCCACUGUCCAGGGGCAAUCCCCUCAAAACGGAGCCGCACGACGCCGCCGUCGGCUUUCCGUCGAAGAGGAUUAUUUCUACGAGCAAGUCAUGACGACAAGCCCGCGACGACCUCCUGCCGAGCCGCCACCGCCCUAUCGGCCUUUCGCUGGCCGUAGAACUCUGUCGAGAGCAGUGCCCAAGAGACGAUCCGACGAUGUCCUGCCGCCCUAUUCCACCGACAUCGACCUCCAGGGCGUCUGGGAAACCAAAAUGGAGAUCGAAGACACCAACAAGCGUGCCGACAGUCGCCAAUGGAGUACCGUCCUGAUCGAACUUCGCGGCACCCAAAUCAAGCUGUACAGCGUCAAAAAUGACUGGGCGCAAUGGGGCUGGGGUGUCACCAAGGACUGGGUGACAGCCAUGUCUCCCGACAACCCUCCUUGGGUGCGUAAGGGUGCCCUGCUUCGCGCCUAUACGCUUCAGCACGCAGACGCUGGAAUCGCCGCUGACUAUAAAAAACGUCGCAAUGUGAUACGUCUUCGUCUCGAAACAGAUCAGCUUCUCAUUGCGUGCGUUGAAUCCACGACCUUCGUGAAGUGGCUCGAUGCCCUUUUUGCUGCCAUGGCCAUUGCAGAACCGCUUGAGGAGCGGGAGUUUCCCCCCGAUCAGAGCAUUCCCAGGACCCAUCGGUCUCGGUGGCUUCGUACGUCUAGCAGCUUGCCAGGAAGACAUUACUAUCCUAUUCCGACGCCCCGGCCCCUGAGUCAACUUCGUCUCACCCCACCCAAUGGGGGCAAUGAUUCCAGGGCUGCAUCUCGCGAUUACUCCCCGAACCAGGCAUCCAGUAUGAGCCUCGCCCUCAAUGUAGACCCGGAGACCAACUCAUCGCCGGCGCCCGAGUCGCAGAACCCGGGACAGAACCCCAAGCCAGUCCUCCCCUUCCCAUUCCCGUCGCCCACCUCCUCGCCUACCUUAACCCCGAGCUCGGCUGUUGCUUCUCGCCACGGACGGAUGCCGGCCGAUCGUCCUUCCACCCGUCGCUCUGCCGCUUCUGCAUCUACCUAUCGUCACCACGCCACGGCAUCCGUGACAGAUCUCUGCCGGCCUUGGCACGCGUCCACCGUCGCGCCCACGGGGAAAUGGACGCCCCACCAUGGCAUCUGGACCGUCGAGGACGACAUUCGAUACGCAAGGUUAUGCUUCUCCGUGUUGCUAUAUCAGAGCCCACGAAAAUCGGAAUACGUCGUGCUAAGGGGCACCCGCUGGUUCGUGGACUGGGAAACAGGACGGAUGAUUAGAGUCCUGCCGCCCAGGUAUGGCCAGUUUGACAAUGAUCGGCCUGCCAGGAGACUCUUACACUAUUAGCGCUGCCCCUUGGCGCUGCCAUCAUGGCAAUCAUAUGAUGGAAGGCGACUUGUUCAGCGAAUGGUGGUCUGCCUAUUUUCCCCGACAUUUUCUUUUUCUUCU
Sodiomyces alkalinus F11 is the source of this 1726-nucleotide messenger RNA. RefSeq lists its product as hypothetical. The transcript is spliced from 2 exons. The record is from RefSeq and is a predicted model, not a curated record. The coding region runs from base 242 to 1624 and encodes 460 amino acids. NCBI's taxonomy places the organism in Eukaryota, Fungi, Ascomycota, Sordariomycetes, Glomerellales, Plectosphaerellaceae.